ACACUUUUACCUCUCAGUCUAAUACUUAAACUUUAUAACAUCCUGACUGGUAAAACAUGUCUGAUAUCGGAUCUGAUGACUUUGACGACGAACAAAAUAAACUCGGGGAAUAUGAAGGAGACAGAAAUGAAGCAGGGGAGAGACACGGAUUCGGUAAAGCAGUUCUACCUAACGGAGACGUUUAUCAGGGACAUUAUGAGACCGGGCAGAGACACGGAGAGGGAACAUAUCGCUUUAAGAAUGGGGCGAGAUAUGUGGGAGAUUAUCUUCAGAACAUGAAACAUGGACAGGGAACUUUCUACUACCCAGACGGAUCUAAAUAUGAAGGCUCCUGGGUGGAGGACCUGAGACAAGGUCACGGUCUCUAUACUUACCCGAACAGAGACACGUAUGAUGGAGAGUGGCUGCAGCAUGUGAGGCACGGUCAGGGCAUUUACCACCAUCAUGACACUGGCGCAGAGUACAAAGGAUCAUGGGUAAAUGGCAAGAUGGAGUCAGCUGGAGAGUACAUCCACACCCACCACAGAUACAAGGGCAGCUUUGUCAACAACUACCCGUGUGGUCCGGGCAGAUACGUGUUUGACAUCGGGUGUGAGCAGCACGGAGAAUUCCAACAAACAGAGCAGCCGGCGACUGUUGAGGAGAACGGUAAAGAUAUGAAGUCACAGAGGUCGCCCUACAUGGCCUCCAGGGCGGGGACUCACAUGUUAGGGUCUGCAGGAGGAGCAGAGGAGGACCGAGCUGAGGGCGAGUGGGGCGAGUUGUCCUCCAACACCACCCUCAAGUGGAUCCCAAAGUGUAUCACCGGCCUGACACCAUGGACUCCAGGGAGAGACUCUACAGCUCGAGAAAAGGAAACAGCUUCAGCAGAGGAGGGAGCAGAGAACUCACCAUGAUCAAACCACAAUCUGUUCACAAAUAAUAAAAUAUGUAUUACAAUGCAUGAAUAAACGUGUAAAUAAACGUGUUAAGC
This is a messenger RNA of Labrus mixtus (cuckoo wrasse), 973 nucleotides long. It is a transcript of the gene rsph1, whose product is annotated as radial spoke head component 1. The record is from RefSeq and is a predicted model, not a curated record. Gene Ontology annotation, cellular component: motile cilium; nucleus. Lineage: Eukaryota; Metazoa; Chordata; Actinopteri; Labriformes; Labridae. Gene Ontology annotation, biological process: axoneme assembly; spermatid development. The transcript has 9 exons. Bases 57 to 896 code for a protein of 279 amino acids.